This is a messenger RNA of Tripterygium wilfordii, 919 nucleotides long. RefSeq lists its product as uncharacterized. NCBI's taxonomy places the organism in Eukaryota, Viridiplantae, Streptophyta, Magnoliopsida, Celastrales, Celastraceae. The record is from RefSeq and is a predicted model, not a curated record. The coding region runs from base 143 to 616 and encodes 157 amino acids. The transcript has 5 exons.
CUAGAUCAGAGAGCGGCAUCGGCCCAAAAUUUUCCCUCCUCUCUGGAAACGCAGUCCCUUGAUUUGCUGCAUCUAUCUCUCUGCUUGUCUCGAUUUCUACAAUCGUCUUAGUAGAUUCAGAUAUUCUCGGUGGUAUACAUCUAUGGCUUUUCUUUCCUUUGCUGGGAGACUUCUCUUCGCCUCGGUCUUCAUUCUCUCUGCUUGGCAAGAAUUUAAUGAAUUUGGUACAGAUGGUGGGCCAGCAGCAAAGGCAUUAAGACCCAAAUUCAAUGUUUUCUCGAACCAUGUGAGAUCCCAUACAGGGAUGGAACUACCACAAAUUGAAAUGAAGAUUAUAGCUGCUACCGCCAUCACAUUGAAGGGCAUUGGAGGCCUCCUCUUCAUAUUUGGCAGCAAUCUUGGAGCUUCUCUUUUGCUUCUGCAUCAAGCUCUCCUGACUCCCCUUUUGUAUGAUUUCUACAACUAUGAUGCCGACAAGAAAGAAUUUCAUCAACUUUUUACCAAGUUCACUCAGGAAUUGGCGCUGUUGGGAGCAUUACUCUUUUUCAUAGGCAUGAAGAACUCGACUCCAAGGAGACAACUCAAGAAGAAGCCGGGCAAAACAAAAUCAGCAUGAACAAGGGGUGAUCUGAUAGCUGCUAUUCGAAGUUCUGUUGUAUGGCUGAUUUUUUUAUAUUUCGUGUGAAAGUUAGUUUUGUUAUGGGUUGUAUCAGACUAUCAGGGCCUCAUAUUUUGUAGGGUUAGCUAAUAAAGAGGGUUUUUAUCUGCUCUGAUAAUGUUGUAUCAUCACCCAUUGUGCUAGUUACGGUUAUUGGAGUACUCCAUUGUAACCGGAGGUUGCAGGUGUUGUUACUUUCGAGCAACUGUGCUUCGCAUGACAAAAGAGCCAAUGAAUUCAAACUCUAUUUUACCUCUCUCA